This is a messenger RNA of Lathyrus sativus (Indian pea), 2004 nucleotides long. NCBI's taxonomy places the organism in Eukaryota, Viridiplantae, Streptophyta, Magnoliopsida, Fabales, Fabaceae. The record is from the annotation of a GenBank genome assembly.
AUGUCGACUAGUAACAACAAAAACAACAAACCUUUUCUAUUCCCUCAAGCUAACUCCACUGUCCUCCCUGACCCCUCCAACUUCUCUCCAAAUCUUCUAUCCACACCCCUCCCUACUAACUCAUUCUUCCAAAACUUUGUUCUCAAAAAUGGUGACCAACCUGAAUACAUUCAUCCUUAUCUCAUCAAAUCAUCUAACUCAUCACUUUCUGUCUCAUAUCCAUCUCGCUCUUCCAACUCCAAAGUCAUAUCCCAAAUAUUCAAACCUGAUCUCACAAUCACUUCCUCCAAAAAAGAUAACCAAAAAGGUUCCAAUGAAAAGCAUGUCAUCUCUUCCUAUAGUGACCUCAGUGUCACCUUAGACAUUCCUUGUAUCAAUAUGAGUUUCUUUCUUGUUAGAGGAAGUCCUUAUGUCACUCUUUCUGUAACAAAACCAUCUCCUCUUUCGAUAUCAACCAUUCAUGAUAUCAUUUACUUCUCAUCAAAUGAUUCAUCUACAAAGUUUACUAUCCGGUUUAACAACAAUCAAGCAUGGAUACUAUAUUCUUCGAUCAAAAUAAAGUUGUCUCAUAGCCGUUCUGAGAUCACUUCUGAGGCCUUUUCAGGCACCAUUCGGAUAGUUUUGCUUCCGGAUUCUGACUCGAAACAUGAGGCUGUUCUUGACAAGUACUGUUUCUGCUAUCCUGUGUCAGGUGAUGCUAUACUAAGAGAACCAUUUUGUGUUGAGUAUAAAUGGGAGAAGAAAGGUUGGGGUGAUUUGUUGAUGUUAGCACACCCUCUUCAUAUUCACCUUUUAUCUAAGAAUGAUAUGAAUAAUGUUACUGUUCUGAACGAUUUCAAAUAUAAAAGCAUUGAUGGUGAGCUUGUUGGGAUUGUUGGUGGUUCAUGGAUUUUGAAAACUGAUCCUGUUUCUAUUAAUUGGUACUCUACAAAAGGUGUGAAUGAAAAACAUCAUGAAGAAAUUGUUUCAUCACUUUUCAAAGAAGUAGAGGGUUUGAAUUCGUCCUCUAUAAAAACAACAUCAUGUCAUACUUUUGGAAAACUGAUUGCAAGAGCUGCAAGGCUAGCUUUGAUUGCUGAAGAGGUUUUUUUCUAUGAUGUGAUUCCAAAGGUUAAGGUUAAGCAGUUUUUGAAGGAAACUAUUGAGCCUUGGCUUGAAGGAACUUUCAAAGGAAAUGGAUUUUUGUAUGAUAAAAAGUGGGGAGGCAUUGUUACUAAACAAGGGUGUAAUGAUUCUAAUGCUGAGUAUGGAUUUGGAAUUUAUAACAAUCAUCAUUAUUCAUUAGGACAUUUUGUUUAUGCAAUUGCAGUGCUUGUUAAGAUAGAUCCGGCUUGGGGUAGGAAGUAUAAGGCUCAAGUCUAUGCACUAUUGGAAGAUUAUAUGAACUUGAGCACAAGUCUGAACUCAAACUAUCCACGGUUGAGGUGUUUUGAUCUUUACAAUUUGCAUUCAUGGGCGGGAGGGUUAACUGAAUUUGCAGAUGGAAGGAAUCAAAUGAGCAGUAGUGAAGCUGUGAAUGCAUAUUAUGCUGCGGCGUUGUUUGGAAUGGCGUAUGGUGAUGCUCAUGUUGUGUCCAUUGGAUCAACACUUGCAGCUUUGGAAAUCUGUGCAGCAAAAAUGUGGUGGCAUGUUAGGAAGGGUGAGAGUUUAUAUGAAAAAGAUUUUACAAAAGAGAAUAGGAUGAUGGGAGUUCUUUGGUCUAACAAGAGGGACACUGGAUUAUGGUUUGCUCCGGCUGAGGCGAGAGAAGCUAGGCUUGGUAUUCAAGUUUUACCAUUGACUCCUAUUUCUGAAAUUUUGUUUUCUGAUGUUAAGUAUGUGAAGGAACUUGUUGAAUGGGCAUUGCCUGCUUUGAAAAGACAAGGUGUUGAUGAAGGAUGGAAAGGAUAUGUGUUUGCCUUGCAGGGAAUAUAUGACAAUAAAGUUGCAUUGACUAAUAUAAAGGGGUUUGAGGAGUGUAAUUCAUCGACCAAUCUCUUGUGGUGGUUACAUAGCAGAGGUUGA